UCUAUGGAGAAACAGAAACUCAGUGUUAUUUAUGGAUAGCUGCUCUAAUAAUAAACUAACCUUUGAACUAUCCGCUCCGUGCGGGAGUUCCCGGUGUCCAAACAUUUUCAUUCUGAUUUCCAUUCCUGCUGCUACCCGGCCUGCUGUGUUCGGCCAGCGUUUUGUUUGUGUUGCUUUGGAUUUCCAGAAUCUGCAGACUUUGUCGUGUUUGUGAUUUAACUCUCCGUUGUCCUUCCGGCCCCCGACCACGGGUGGCGCUGUAUAGAUCUCCAGCCACUGGUGGCGCUGUGCAGAUCUCCGGCCUUCGGCGACGAUGUGCAGACCUCCGGCCAUCGGUGGCGCUGCGGAGAAACGCCUGCUGAACGCAUGCGCGGUGCCGAGUGCCGCUGUUGUUGGCGGUUCUCCGAUUCGAGCAGGGUUCGACCUGUGGUGAGAGAUUUAUUUGAAGAAAAACCCCAACUGGAGGCAAACCACGACUGAUGACGUGGGAACAGCAACAAAUGAACCAACCCGAGGACUGAGAGCACCGACUGGAGAGAACCCAUCUGACUCGGAGAUUCCGGUGAUUCAGUCAGGAGAAAGUUUGGUUAAAAACGACAAGGAAUUUGUCUAUGGGAAUUCAAACACAACACACCAGUUGUGCUGUCUCUGUUUAGAUAUUUAAGGAGCAAGAGAUUCAAUCAACCAUCCUUCCUGCUCAGACUGUGGGGAGAGAUUCACUCGGUCAUCUGACCAACUGACACGUCCGUCAUUUUACACAGGGGAGAGACCGUUCUCCUGCUCAGACAGUGGGAAUGGAUUCACUCAGUAAUCUCAACUGAAGCUACACACUGGGCAAGGCCAUUCAACUAUUCUGUGUGUGGGAAGGGGUUCAGUCGGUCUUCCCGCCUGUGGACACACCAGGCAGUUCACCCUGGGCAGAGGCUGGUUAUCUGCUGAAUUUGUGGGGAAGGAUUGACUCGGUCAUCUGACCUAAUGGCUCAUCAGCGAGUUCACACCGGGGAGCGGCCGUUCACCUGCUCAGAAUGUGGGAAGGGAUUCACUCAGUUAUCCAGCCUACAGAGACAUCAGCGAGUUCACACUGGGGAGAAGCCGUUCACCUGCUCAGAAUGUGGGAAGGGAUUCACUCGGUCAUCCCACCUACUUGAACACCUGCGAGUUCACACUGGGGAGAAGCCAUUCUCCUGCUCCGAAUGUGGGAAGGGAUUCACUCAGUUAUCCAACCUGCAGAGACAUCAGCGAGUUCACACUGGGGAGAAGCCGUUCACCUGCUUACAAUGUGGGGAAGGAUUCACUGAUUCAUCCAGCAGACUGAAACAUCAGCGAGUUCAUACCAGGCAGCGGCUGUUCACCUGCUCAGACUGUGGGAAGGGAUUCACUUACACAUCUAAUCUGAAGGUACAUCAGCGAGUUCACACUGGUGAGAGGCUGUUCACCUGCUCAGUCUGUGGGAAGGGAUUCACUCAGUCAUCCAAACUACAGAGUCAUCAGCGAGUUCACACUGGGGAGAAGCCGUUCACCUGCUCAGUCUGUGGGAAGGGAUUCACUCAGUCAUCUACCCUACUGGUACAUCAGCGAGUUCACACUGGGGAGAAGCCGUUCACCUGCUCAGAAUGUGGGAAGAGAUUCACUCGGUCAUCCCACCUACUUGAACACCUGCGAGUUCACACUGGGGAGAAGCCAUUCUCCUGCUCAGAAUGUGGGAAGGGAUUCACUCAGUCAUCUACCCUACUGGUACAUCAGCGAGUUCACACUGGGGAGAAGCCAUUCUCCUGCUCAGUCUGUGGGAAGGGAUUCACUCGGUCAUCUGGUCUCGAAAUACACCAGCAGGUUCACACUGGCGAGCGGCCGUUCACGUGCUCAGACUGUGGGAAGGGAUUCACAUUGUCAUCUCACCUAAUGAGACACCAGACAGUUCAUACUGGGGAGCGACCGUUCACCUGCCCAGAAUGUGGGAAAGGAUUCACUCAGUCAUCUGAACUACUGGCACACCAGUCAGUUCACACUGGGGAGAGGCCGUUUAACUGCUCCGAAUGUGGGAAGGGAUUCACUCGGUCAUCUCACCUACUGGCACACCAGCGAGUUCACACUGGAGAGAAGCCAUUCACCUGCGCAGACUGUGGGAAGGGAUUCUCUUGGUCAUCUGAUCUCCAAAAACACCAGCGAGUUCACAGUGGGGAGAGGCUGUUCACCUGCUCAGACUGUGGGAAGGGAUUCACUCAGUUAUCCAACCUACAGAGUCACCAACGAGUUCACACUGGGGAGAGGCCAUUCAUCUGCUCAGACUGUGGGAAGGGAUUCAGUCAGUCAGCCACCCUACAGAGACACCAGCGAGUUCACAAUGGGGAGAGGCCGUUCACCUGCUCAGUCUGUGGGAAGGGAUUCACUCAGUCAUCUGAUAUGCUGGCACACCAGCGAUUUCACACUGGGGAGAGGCCAUUCAUUUGCUCAAACUGUGGGAAGGGAUUCACUCAGUUAUCCACCCUACAGAGACACCAGUCAGUUCACACUGGGGAGAGGCCGUUCACCUGCACAUACUGUGGAAAGGGAUUCACACGGUCAUCCACCCUAUUGGCACACCGGUCAGUACACACUGGGGAGUGGCCAUUCAUCUGCUCAGAAUGUGGGAAAGGAUUCACUCAGUCAUCCAAACUACUGGCACAUCGGUCAGUUCACACAGGGGAGAGGCCGUUCACCUGCGGUGAAUGUGGGAAGGGAUUCACUCAGUUAUCUCAUCUACAGAGACACCAGCGAGUUCACACUGGGUAGAGGCCA
This is a messenger RNA of Hypanus sabinus (Atlantic stingray), 2775 nucleotides long. RefSeq names its product zinc finger protein 214-like. Lineage: Eukaryota; Metazoa; Chordata; Chondrichthyes; Myliobatiformes; Dasyatidae. The transcript is spliced from 4 exons. Bases 976 to 2769 code for a protein of 597 amino acids. The record is from RefSeq and is a predicted model, not a curated record. Gene Ontology annotation, biological process: negative regulation of transcription by RNA polymerase II. Gene Ontology annotation, molecular function: DNA-binding transcription repressor activity, RNA polymerase II-specific; RNA polymerase II cis-regulatory region sequence-specific DNA binding.